Aspergillus vadensis CBS 113365 is the source of this 1770-nucleotide messenger RNA. RefSeq names its product putative AP-3 adaptor complex subunit mu. NCBI's taxonomy places the organism in Eukaryota, Fungi, Ascomycota, Eurotiomycetes, Eurotiales, Aspergillaceae. The coding region runs from base 1 to 1770 and encodes 589 amino acids. The transcript has 4 exons. Gene Ontology annotation, biological process: endocytosis; intracellular protein transport. The record is from RefSeq and is a predicted model, not a curated record. Gene Ontology annotation, cellular component: clathrin adaptor complex; cytoplasmic vesicle.
AUGCGCUUUAUAUCUAUGAUGAGCAGAGGCACGCCCAAUCCGAUCGUCGAGCAGGUCUAUCGCUCCCGUCCGCCCUCCGCAUCGGCCAUUCUCCCCCUCUAUAACGCCUAUGCAGCUCCGCGCCCGUCACUCAUUUACUUUCCAAACACAACCCCGCCGGUAACAGUGUUCUCGGUAGUGCAGUCCAACCUGCUAUUCUUGGCGCUGUCCGAGGUAGAUACGGAACCGCUGCUCGCCUUAGAAUUCAUUCAUCGGGUUGUUGAUGUUCUCGAGGACUUCGUUGGAGCACCAUUGCUUUCCACCAAGAUCCAGGCGAACUAUGAUGUGGUCGCACAGCUUCUGCACGAAAUGUGCGAUGCGGGGGUUGUUUGCAAUACAGAGCCCAAUGCGCUACAGGAGGUAGUGGAAAUGCCAGGAUGGAUGGGGAAGCUGUUAGGCGGCGUUGGAUUGCCUGGAUCGUCGACACCGAUCCUGGGACAACCCAGUGCCAUGAAGCAAUCAGCCGCCGCCGCGGCCCAAGGACCUGCAAUUCCCUGGAGAAAGUCCGGAGUGAGACACACUUCCAACGAACUGUAUGUUGAUAUUAUCGAGUCACUUUCGGUGACGAUGGCGCCAUCAGGACGAAUACUCUCUGCGAUGUCUUCCGGUACUAUCGCCUUCACCGCCAAGAUAUCCGGUGUCCCUGAUCUGCUUCUUUCGUUAACAGCACCCGGUGGUCAAAAAGCCUUGGGACGUAAGUUGGAGCUGCCGGUUUUUCACCCAUGUGUGCGACUGGCGCGCUGGCGGGAGAACCCUGGCGAGCUCAGCUUUGUACCACCAGACGGGCGGUUCAUUCUUGCCGGGUACGAGGUGGACCUUAUGCCCACAGACCCUACACUUGAUCAACCCCCGAGUCAUAUGGAGAAGCUUUUCUUGCCGGCUAUUGUGGACAUUUGUAAAUCGCUUGGGCCGUCUGGCUCAGACUUUGAGGUCCGCCUUAUUCUCAACACAAAUUUCCCGGGAUACUCGUCCUCUAGCCGACCUGGUGUCGGGCGUAGCGGAUCAGGCACAUCUACACCCUCUUUUCUCGGGGGUGGAGGCGGCAACUCCUCAGCGCCAGCGCUAGAAGAGGUUGUGGUGACCGUCCCGAUUCCGAAAUCGGUCCGGAACAUCACAGACAUGCAAGCCAGCCGUGGAGAGGCUUUAUUCUCACCGGGCAACGGCGUAUUAGAAUGGCGCGUGCCGACCAAAGAUGCCGGCACAAUUUCCGGGACGGCGACGCUCCGGUGCACCGUCGUAGGACACUAUGCGGAUGACGAGCUGGACGACGACGUCGAAGAAAUCGACGCAGACACCAAUCUCCUUCAGGGCUACUACGACGCCAGCGCGUCUUACCAGAACCCUGAGGCAGACACGACAAAACGCAAGACUAAGAAAAAGAAGAAGAAGAAGACGCUUACACCGCCCGUUCAAUCAUCCUCGCCGCAACCUCCACCGUCACUUCCCCGGUCACAGUCACAAUCACAGAAACAGUCACCCAGCCGAGCCUACUCGGAUUCCUCCAUCUUCCUUUCGGCGCCCCGUAAAACCAAGACCCAACUAAACGCGACACUAAUGCCUAAUUCGGCAGCGGUGUCGUUCUCCGUUCGUGGCUGGCUUCCCUCAGGGCUCAAGGUAGAGAGCCUGAACAUCGAUCCGCGGCGGAGUCGCGGACUAGGCGAGGGAGUGAAACCAUAUAAGGGAGUGAAAUAUAUCUGUAUGAGUCGGAAGGGAGUGGAACGGAGGUGCUAG